CGAGGAUCAGGCUCCGACAACAAACAAAAGAUCUGGGCUGCGCGAGCUCAUUAUUUGAGACUUUUCUGCUCGCUUCGUUCGACGGAGCCUUCCAAGACUUUGAGCGUCUUUUUGCUUUUAGCCGCUUGUUACCCUUCCCCCAGCGUGACAGACCAGGCCGGGCCGAGCAAGGCCGUGUUCCGUCCGCAGCGACCGUCUUGUCCCUCUUCGGAUCGGCCCAUGUCCACCUGAGCACUUUGCAACGGUCGCUUUGCCUUUUCGGUGGUGGCGGCCGAGCUAAACGCGUUAGCCGCAGCCGCGGCCACUUUAGCCCGUUAGCCAGCUUUAGCUUCGCCGCGUCGUCUCCCGUCUCGACUUGACACUGACGGACGCCAGCGGCUUCGGCUUGUCAUUGACAAGCCACUCGAGCGCCAGCAGCAUGUCGGGCCAGUCGUCCGGCUGCGGCUUCCUCAUGUCGGUGGUCGUCCACGGAGACUCGACGCUCAACGAGCAGGAGAAGGAGCUCAGCCAGCGCCUGCGCCGCCUCUACCCCGCCGUCAACGAGAGCGAGACGCCGCUGCCUCGCUCCUGGAGCCCCAAGGACAAGUUCAGCUACAUCGGGCUGUCGCAGAACAACCUCCGCGUGCACUAUAAAGGUCACGGCAAGACCCCGAAGGACGCGGCGUCGGUGCGGGCCACGCACCCCAUCCCGGCGGCAUGUGGCGUUUACUACUUUGAGGUCAAGAUCAUCAGCAAAGGCCGAGACGGGUACAUGGGCAUCGGCCUCUCUGCUCAGGGUGUCAACAUGAACCGGCUGCCUGGUUGGGAUAAUCACUCUUAUGGUUACCACGGCGACGAUGGCCACUCCUUCUGCUCGUCCGGCACCGGGCAGCCGUACGGGCCCACCUUUACGACGGGCGAUGUGAUUGGCUGCUGCGUCAACCUCAUCAACAACACCUGCUUCUACACAAAGAACGGACAUAGCCUCGGGAUCGCCUUUACAGACCUUCCACCCAACUUGUACCCGACAGUGGGUCUGCAGACUCCGGGGGAGGUGGUGGAUGCCAACUUUGGCCAACACCCGUUUGUGUUCGACAUCGAGGACUACAUGCGUGAGUGGAGGACCAAGAUCCAGGCGCAGAUCGACCGCUUCCCCAUCGGCGAGCGUGAGGGCGAGUGGCAGUCCAUGAUCCAAAAGAUGGUGGCGUCCUACCUGGUGCACCACAGCUACUGCGCCACCGCCGAAGCCUUCGCAAAGACAACCGACCAGGCCGUGCAUGAGGAGCUGGCCUCCAUCAAGAACCGGCAGAAGAUCCAGAAGCUGGUGCUGUCAGGCAGGAUGGGUGAGGCCAUUGAGACCACCCAGCAGCUCUACCCAAACCUCCUCGAGAGGAACCCGGACCUCCUCUUUAUGCUCAAGGUGAGACAAUUCAUUGAGAUGGUGAACGGGACGGACAGCGAGGUACGGUGUCUGGGGGGUCGCAGCCCCAAAUCUCAGGACAGUUACCCCGGCUCCCCCCGGCCCUUUGGCAGCCCCGCCCACAAAGCUGGCAGCUCGCAGUCCUACCUCACGGGUGUGGACAGCAAUUGCUGUAACGGCGUGAUAUCCAUUAAGAGCCACGGCUCCGCUCCUCACAGUCAUAAGCCCUGCCCUGCGGGCUCAGGCUCUGCCCCACCAGCAAUAGACAUCAGCUUAAACGGGAACCGCAGCCAGAUGAACACCACCAGCGACGUGGACAUGGAGGUGGAGCAUUUCACCAACGGUGUGACUGAGUCAUCCUCGAACGGCUUCCUGAAUGGUUCCUCCAAACACGUCAACGAGCCGGACGACUGCGACGCCGACAUGGAGGUGGAGUCCGUUCAGGCCAAGCGCCAGCUGUGUGGCGGCAGCCAGGCGGCCAUCGAGAGGAUGAUCCACUUUGGACGAGAGCUGCAGAGCAUGAGCGAGCAUCUGCGAAGAGAAUGUGGAAAGAACUCUACCAACAAGAAGAUGCUCAAGGAUGCCUUCAGCCUCUUGGCCUACUCGGACCCCUGGAGCAGCCCGGUGGGCUACCAGCUGGACUCCAUCCAGAGAGAGCCCGUGUGCUCCACCCUCAACAGUGCAAUACUAGAGACGCACAACCUGCCCAAGCAGCCCCCCCUGGCCCAGGCGGUCGGCCAGGCCGCUCAGUGCCUCGCCAUCAUGGCGCGAACGGGCAGCGGCUCGUGCGCUUUCGCAUCAGUGGACGAUUACCUGCACUAGCUGCGCGCACACGCACGCACACACACACACAUACAGUAGUGUGCAAAAGUAUUAGUCCACCAUCAUAUUAGUGUUUUUAGCCAUGAUGACACAAAUGGAUGGACACAUUUCCAAACACGCUUUUAUACCUUUCUGUGACUCUUCCAGUCCUUCUGUUACAAACUGCUAAUGGUACUAAAGUGUUACAGAUUAUCAUCAGGAGGUUGCAACAGAGACCUGAAGAGUCAGAGAAAGGCAAAGAAGUGGAAAAAAAUAGAUAUUCCUCUAUAUAAAUCUGACACCAAUUUCUUCCGUCUCAUGUACCAAAAUGCGUAGUGUUCCCCGGCAUAUUUGUGAUUUAUUGCUUACGAAUAAAUUAUUUUUUUUUAAACCUAUUUUUCUGUUUCCUACAGAUGCCACAGAUUGUGGCUCAGCAUUAUUUCUUUAAAUGAAACUCCUCAACUCAACAGUUCCUUGACACUAAGAUGAUGUCCAAGCAUUAUUAAAAUGGCGCCUUUUGUCUAAAUGAAACUCCUCAACUCACUUCAACAUAGUUCCUUGACACCAAGAUGGCUGGUGCCAUUCUCUAUAUGGAACUCCAACUCACGUUGACAUACCGGUAGUUCCUUGACACCAUAGUGGUACUUCUCAACUCACUUGAACAUAGUUCCUUGACACCGCAAUGACACCAAAGAACUGUCUAAAUUAAAAUCCUCAAUUCACGUUGACAUUUUUAUUAUUAUAGAACCGAAUGUGCAAUUUUCUGGGAAUAACGGGUGUGUUCCCAAAACAAUUCUGCGAUUGUCAACUCUCAAACGAUUUAAUAGGACGAGUAUGCGGGGUUGAAGAGAAGUGAAGUGCUUCGUAUAGUGCUUUUCCGCCCUCUUGUGGCAUCUUUAGGCAAUUGCAAAGCUUUCACCAGGGGGCCUCAAUUACUUCCCAAAUCUCUCUCUUUACAGCAGUAUAUGUCAAGCGAAAUGCUAUGAAAAGUUUAUAAUUAGCUCAAAGCCUGUGGUGGCCCAAAACCUUUGCAUACUACUGUAUGAACACACACACACACACACACCGCCUCCCUUUACGUGGUAAGUAGAAACCAGACCCUCCACCCCAAACCCCCCCUUCAGCGGCUGUCCACAUGACAGACAGACCGGCGUGAUGACGGCCGAGUGUAGCCAUCUUGAAUCGGACCCCCACCGCCACAAUGUGAGCCCACCUCCCUCCCCUUCCUGUUUCCAUUUUUGUUUUGUUUUUUGUAUACAUUCAUUUAGUGCUGGCAUCAAGGCGGGGUUGGGGGGGUGGGGGCUGUGUGGAUGAGGGCAGGAGUCCUGGCGCUUGGUGCAGGUUUACAGAUGACACUCGUAUUAAUUAUGAUUAUUAUUGUUACUUGCAUUGAGUUUACGGCCACUUGUGAUGCUAAUAAAGAACGCCAGCCGGUGUACACGUGAGAAGUUCUUAUCAACAUGAGCGCAUUUCUGAUGUUUGAAUCUCUGGUUUUUCCUCCAACAUUCCAAAGGCUAUUCAAAAUUGCCUAAAAACAGACUGGGAUUGGGGCUUUUUCUUUAUAUGCACCCUGACAUUGACUGGUGGCCAGUCCAGGGUGAACCCGCCUCCCACCCUAGAUCAGCGGAGAUAGGCUUCAGCUCUCCAGUGAGCCUAAUGAGAACCAAUGGAUAAAGACCCGCAGUUGCGCUUAUCCAAGUCCUUAGACCACAAGUGUUUGUUGCGUGUUGGAGCAUGCCAUCAUCGUACGGUGUCGGUAAGAUCAAGUUCGAUGUAUUUGCUUUCUCCUCCUCCAGUAGCCAGUGGAUGCCCGCUUGCACUGCGCAUGUGACAGGAACUCCACGCCGGCACAAAAAUUAUGUGCAACUUGUGAGUGUGAACAGAUUUUUAUUAAAAAGGAGAAAUGGUG
This is a messenger RNA of Phyllopteryx taeniolatus (common seadragon), 4109 nucleotides long. It is a transcript of the gene ranbp9, whose product is annotated as RAN binding protein 9. Gene Ontology annotation, molecular function: protein binding. The record is from RefSeq and is a predicted model, not a curated record. Bases 419 to 2221 code for a protein of 600 amino acids. Gene Ontology annotation, cellular component: cytoplasm. Gene Ontology annotation, biological process: cytoskeleton organization; cell surface receptor signaling pathway. NCBI's taxonomy places the organism in Eukaryota, Metazoa, Chordata, Actinopteri, Syngnathiformes, Syngnathidae. The transcript is spliced from 14 exons.